Molecule: messenger RNA, 698 nt
Organism: Drosophila navojoa
Lineage: Eukaryota; Metazoa; Arthropoda; Insecta; Diptera; Drosophilidae
Source: RefSeq, a predicted model, not a curated record
CCUGCAAUAGAGUAGUGCUCGUAUCAGAUCAAAUGAAAGGGAAUAUUUGUAUAGUACUGAUCAUCUUAAGUUGUGCGCUGAGUUCUGCUCGGGCGCGAACCACAGAUGUUCCAGAGAGUACUACUUUUAAAAUCCCAUUCUAUUACUGCCCUAGGUAUGAGGGCACUGUAAUCGAUCUGAAAGGCCUUUCCGGCCUGUGGUUUGAGACGGCUCGCGGCUUUAACCUGGAUAAGAUGGAGUGCCUGAACUACACAGUGCCCGACAGCCCAAACGACAAGAAUAUGGUGGAGCUGCAGCUUGAGUUUGUGGAUGCCGCCAACAGCAAAUGGGACAACGUGAAGCGAUCCAAGUCAUUGUUCUGGGAUGAUAAUGCUAAGAAUGGGAUCUUCACUUGGAAUAUCGAGGAAUCUAGCAAUAUGACUGUCACCUAUAAGUUGCUUGAAACUGACCAUACUUCCUACGCCUUGUUCUGCGGCAACUCAGAUAGCACAAGCUUACCGCUCUACAAAGUGUGGACACGCAACCGCCACCUGACCGAUGAGCAGAAGAUCUUCAUCCAAAACAAGUUUAAAGAAAUGCUACAACUCCAGUACCUCAACUAUGUAGAGCAAUCAGAGGAAAAGUGCAACAACUCCGCCAUGAGGGCAGCUGGCAGAGCUCUUCUCGCACUGGCACUUGCGCUCAUUGCAUAUUUAUAG